Dichotomopilus funicola is the source of this 6696-nucleotide messenger RNA. Its product is annotated as Mus7/MMS22 family-domain-containing protein. Gene Ontology annotation, biological process: replication fork processing; double-strand break repair via homologous recombination. The transcript is spliced from 5 exons. Gene Ontology annotation, cellular component: Cul8-RING ubiquitin ligase complex; nucleus. Lineage: Eukaryota; Fungi; Ascomycota; Sordariomycetes; Sordariales; Chaetomiaceae. Bases 1 to 6696 code for a protein of 2231 amino acids. The record is from RefSeq and is a predicted model, not a curated record.
AUGAAGAACUGGAGGGAAUUGGGGGAGGUGCCGGACUCGGACGACGAGAGCUUCGAUGAUGCGGAUUUCUUCGACAAUGAAAACGACAACGAUGGAGCCCAAUUCAACCAGAUGCCCACGGAAGGCCCCGAAAACAUUAGAGGGGAAGAAGAACAGGUUUCCUUGGUUGGCAAUGGCGACAUCUGGAGCGUCCCAAGCUCGGCACUGGAACAGGAUACGCUGCCUUUACCUCGCCCAGCCAAUCUUGGACAGGCUUCUCAAAUAUUAAGCCAGGCGCCUCGGGCCUUAAACCCGUCUCCAGGGAAAGACUCACAUACAACACCUUCUACACCCACUGAGAAGACUCUCGAUAGAGCUGUGUCUGCAUCUGGUACCAACGCCGUUACCAUCUCGAUGGACGAUGAGAUAUCGACUAACUAUGUCCGAGACGCGUCUCCCAAAUCACCCCUGUCGUCCGCUGCCAGCUUUCUUUCGAGAACUCCUUCUCCGCCGGUGUCACCUUCGCCUGCGUAUUCACACCCUAAUCCUGCCAGUGUCUUGGCCCAAGAGCCAUCACUUGGUGCCGUUGAGGAAUCAAGACGCGCCGUUGUUGCAUUGGAACGGUCACUGCGGCCCCGUAAGCCCAUUCAGCAACAUCCAUACAUUCUCGAGAAUGCGCAGUACGCAACGUUUAUGAAAUCCCACGGCGUGCGGCCGAUUCGGGUCACGGUGGAGUCUAGGCCUGCACAAGACGGCGCUGGGCAGGAGGAUUCCCAAGACCAAGAUUUUCAGGCCGAGGAAAGUCAGGAGACUAGCGUGCGCGGACAUCAUGGGUUGGAAGACUCUGGCUCAAUCUUGUUUGGUGAUGACGAAGAUGAGCUUUCGCUCACUCCUUCCCUUCCCAAGACAUCGCCUCACGGCCCGCCGCUGCGGACCAGUAGUCAAAGGAGUACCACCGACCAGACAGACGCUACGAGCGUAUCAGAUGAAGAGUUUCCACCCCUCGAAAGGCUGAAACCGCUUUCGGAAAGGAAAAAGCUGCGAAUUCUGAAGCGACAACGGUCUCAGCCACCGCCUUCAAUCAAGCAGAAGAGGGCCAGAUUCGUCUUGGAUUCAUCAUCUCAAGCAUCCCCUCAACGGCCUGCCUUCAUAUCGCCCCCUUCACCGAAAAUCUGGGACCUGCUGUCCUCAUCACCCGCGCCGCAACCACAGGAAGAGUUGCCACAGUUACGCAGAGUCACGCCCCAAUCGCCAGUGCAAAAAACCUCACAUAUGCCCGACGGACCUGUCCAAAACUCAAGAUCACCUACAUUUGUGUUGGAAAUCGGAUCUUCUGAUUCCCCGAUUUCCAGAGAUAACGGCGCUCUCAGUAACCUGAGUGAUGGAGAUGUGACCGGCUCUGCAAAUAGCUCCGAGAGUGAGUCGGAGGCCAUUCGACAAAACAGUCGUAGGAUUCGUGGGGUAUUACCGGCUUCUUGGCUCCGAAUUGGUCAACAAGGAGGACCUGCCCCCCGAGGUCCGAAGCGUCGCUCUCCUGACCAUUCUCCGGACCGGACGGCUAGGCGGGGUGUGGCUUUGCCUCGUCAAGGUUCCCCAAAGCCAUCGAGCACGGCGCUCCUGAUGAUGUUUGAUGAGACGGAUGACUCGGAUAGCGAACUACAGCGGCCUGCCUUGAUACGCGACAAAACGCCUGCCAGGUCCGCGCCGAAAGCGCCCGAGGACGAUGAUGGCGGGAUUUCAGCCAUGGAAGAGGAUACCAUUGAUUGGAUGCUACCAGGCAGAAAACGGCCAGGCACGCAUUGGAAAACCGGCAGGGCCAAAAAGCAGAGACGAAGUCAGACGAAGUCUACCUUCAAAGCACAGCCUAAAAUAACACAAGCCCUCCAAAGAUUUCAAGAUGGCACAGCGUCGUCAUUCAAACAUGGAAGGUCGGCUCGCCGCCAGCGUCGCACAGGAGGUGUUGGGUUGGGAUCAAAUUACCGACCAAGGAAGAGAUCAGCUACGCCACCUCCCUUGAGUAUCUUGGACGUUGUAGAACCCAACGCGCCGAGAUUUGUCAAGAUUGCGGCUCGUGCCGUUAAGAAAAAUCCAAAUCUGGGUAAGAUGAGUCCGUCGAAGAAGCUCAUCAGCUUAGCAACUCGACACGACAACAUCGACGCUCUCUCCAUUCUUCGGGAUUGGAAAUCGGGAAAAAUCAAACCCAAGUUUACGGCCCCUCCAUUGGCACCAUCAGACAGAAUCAAGGACAGACCAGCUUUGCGCGAAGUUUCGGCAAAUAUUUCCGCUCCACGCCCACCCGGAGCCAGACCCCAGAAGCUGGUUCGAGGAAGCACAUCUCGAUCAUUCGUCACCGUUGCCGAAUAUGUGGAACGGGGCCAGGUUCCCCAACCGCACCCAAAUCCGCCCGCCGCGACACAGAAGCAGAAAAACAAUCGUGUUCCUAGUUUCCACCCGGCGCAACUCGAGGAAGAGGAAGCCGAGAACCAACGGCGGCGACUCAAUGCACGGAAACGAAAGCUGGACGCGUUUUAUAGAAGACGUCGGGGGGAUCUGAAUCCUUUAGCAGACCAUGAACCGGCUCAAUUGUUAGAUGUCGAUUUUACACUCAAGGAACCUGAAUCUGGGCCUGGGAUUCAAAGCGACGGGAUUUCAGCCGACUGGGAAGAGGCACAACCCCCGGCUGAACCGAGGACGUGGGUCGGGGCUGGGAAAGCCAGGUUGCGCAAGAGGAGGGCACCUCAGCGAGUGAAUUUGGAGGCGCCGCAGUAUCGUCUUGCGAACGACCCGUUGCCGACAGACAUCUCUACCAUCGAGACACCGGAUCCUCAGCCUCAGCCCCGGACCGGGACCGGUGCUGGCGGGGACAAGCUCCAAGGGCUCGGGCCGUAUGGCACACAUUACACCCACCAUUUCGAUAUCUUCCCCUUCGAUAAAGGCGUCUUCUUCCAUGAAAGCACGCUUCUUGGCCGUGGGCUCGUGCGAGAAGCGGCAGAUCCUUCCCUGCCUGAGAAAGUUCGCCAACAACGACCUGCUGUCUCUUUCUCCCUCGAUGGACGGACCCUCAGAUGGGGCUGCUGGGACGCAAACACCUCUUCAGAGCUUGGUAUCCUUGUCGACUGGGUUGUCGAGCACCUUGGCCCCGAUGUACCAGCAAGCGACGGUACAACUCAAGUUGUGGAAGCGGCUGACUUCGUGCUACGCUACGUGCUUCGGUCGUUGAUUGUUUUGAGCGACAUCGAAGAAAGGGCAUUUGUAUCACGGUGGCUGGAGGUCUUGACGGUUUUUCUUAGCCGUUUUAAGUCGAUCGACUCGGGCGCGUUGUCAGAGACCACCAAAAGGACGAGUUUGGAGGUUCUGAUUCGGUUCUGCCUUGCCACGCUGGCGGUAUGCUCUAUGAGUAGGGCGUCAAACAUUGACCCGCAUCAGUUUAUAGGACUAGAAGACCUUCUCAAAGACACAGCUUCGGCUACUAUCCGGCGGCUUCUCGAUUGCGGCACCGAGGCACUCCAAACUCUGUACGGCGACCUACAGCGUCCAACUUUCCGAGAUCGAGGGGUUCGGUCCGACAGAUUUGUCGCAAAUUGUUGGGUUGCCGUCAUGAGAACACUAGAAAAUGCUUCUAUCCCCCGGAGUUCGUUUUGGGAGGUGACUCAGUCCGUUAUGCUGGGCCAAGCCGUCACAUCGUCCUUGGAUGCCAGGUUGUUUGAGAGGCUGUGGCAAGAUCUCUUUGCCCUUCUACCGCUUUCCGAGAUUGAUGACGCUGGACUUCUCGUUUCGGGGUCGAGACACACUGCGCCGGUGGAAGGUUGGGCGCUCCCGCAGCAGCUGCUGAGGUGUGUUUUCCAACUGUAUCAGGCGAACCCUCGCCAGCCUCCCGGUUUCAAUGACUACUGCCGGGCGCUGGUUGGGCGGUGCCAUUUUCUUGUGCAGCAAUGGGGCUGGCGGAAAUGUACCGGCGUGCUUGGGACUAUUUUCGACUUUUUUGGCUCGCAGGGGUUGGCAAACUUGCGGAAUGAAGAGGUGUAUAGGUCUCCUCGAUUUCUCGAGGACCUCCACGGCAGCCCCUCCCUGGCUAUUGAGCCCGAAGACCGGUGCUUCCACAUCUUUAUCAAGCUUCUUGCGUUGACGAUUCAGCGCUUGAAAGAUCUCGGCCGGGCCAACGACAUCAAAAACCUCAUCACUAGGACGCUUCCGAACCACGACCGACAAUAUCUCAAGGAGGAUACAAUUCACCAGCACGACUUGGCAGCCCUCAGAAACCACCAUGACCUCUUGUGUACACUGUACUGGGUCUCGCCGCCCGAACUGCGGCGGGACGUACACGAGAUCGAGAAACUGGUAGCGCCCGGAAGCGCCCACAAAGAAGCUUGUCUGAUUAACGUUAGAGCCUGGAACCAGCUUGCGCGCUUUGUGAUGGCCCGAGACGAGGGCCCGGAUGUGUUUCGGCCGCUUGCCGUGUGGCGGAACAAUGUGUUCAACCAAGUGUUAGACCAAUACCUGUCUGCCGCGUCCGAUAUUGAGCAGCAGUUCCGCGCUCUGUCGGACGGGAUGCCAAUGAUCAGCAAGAUGAUGCGGGACGACAUGGUGGCCAAGAACAAGGCGACGGCGCUGGACGUGCUGCACUUUUCUGCCAGAGCGUCGUUGGAUGUGCUUCACCGUGCUCCGACUCUAGGGGCUGCGCUGUAUGGUCUCAGUCUAGGGCAAUUACAAAAAGUGUUCACCGCCCUCGACUAUCAAUCUCCCGGAUUCGACUGGGGCAUUCUCCGUGUGGCUCUUGACACGAUUGACCAUUUGAUGGGUAGGAUCGACAAGGCUUCGGAAGAGCAAUACUCGAGCGAGUUUGGCGUCAACCCGGAUGCCCCUUUUCUGGAGGAAGCCGUGCUGCUGGUCAAUGAGCAUCUCACCAAAGACUUCUUUUGGAUGUGCCGGACCACUCUUGCAUUUCCGGUGGAGAAAGCUGCGAUGAGGCAGAUACAGCAGUCCGAAUGUGCCGAAAAGGCGGUAACCCUGGCCGCGAGAAUCGCAGCCCGGUUUGUCCAAAGCAGAGUCACGCUAUUACUGCCCUUUUUUUCUUCUGGGAAACAUGCCUUAUUUUCCGACAUCCCGGGGAACUUGUCGACGCCCGACAGAAAGUACCUCCCGCUUUUCAUUGCGGUUCUUGUCAAAUACGAUGUUUUCGACUUCAAGGCCCUCGGGAUCAACAUCCUAGGCAUGUGGAUGCUCUCGGUGGUUAAGCCCCUAAGGUACACGCGAUAUGAGAACUACCUGGCCGAAGUUCUCAAGCGGCAUCAUCUGCCCUUCCUGGAACGUGCAGUGGUUACGGUUGGGAUACCUCCUGACUACAACUCGAACUUGGACUUUUUUGCUGGUGCUAUCCAUCAUAUGCGCAGAACACUCCGGGAAAGCGCGUCAAUGCAGGCGAAACAGCAUCGCGAUGAGUUCAAAAAGACGCUCCAGCUAGUCAUGACCCGGAUUAAAGAUGAUUUGGCCCUCUUACGGUCCGAUGCCCACGAACAUGGGCCAUACAUUGCCUUUGUGAGGCAGGUAGUGUCGCUCAUCAAGUCUCAUGGGGUGAACAUCUGCGCGGUUGACCCCUUCUUCCUACAGCCGAGCGUCGACUACUCGCCUCCGGUUCAGGACCCCCAACUUCAUACCGCUGGGAUCAUCGCGUAUGGUGUCCGACUGAGCGAAAGCGAUGUCAACGCAGCCUCAUCGUUGUUCCAUUACCUUUUCAACAACUUCAAAAUCUCGCUCGGCAACGACAGUUUGGAGCAAGAGCGCAGUAUCCUCAGCAGGGCAAUGCGGAACUCACAUGUCAUGUCCUUCAUGCUGCAGUACAUGAUCCCCGCUGCAAUUCAGGCGUCAGUGCAGAUGCCGGCUUGUUGGGCACUUCUAGAAGUUUACAGCGCGGCACUCGCGGACAGCCUUGAUUCAAACUGUGUGUCAAGAGAGCUGCAAAACGAGGAAGCCAAGCAUACGGCGGAGAUCUUGAUGUCGAUCGUGGCGUGGUUCCGUGCUGUCACCGAAGGCUUGUCAACGACAACGGAGCUCUCGAUGUCGCAGCUGCACGUCAUGGCACUGCUGGCCACGAUAGCUAACACUCUACAGCCGAGCCUCACGGCUUACCUUCUGAAUGAAACGGAUUACGACCGUGAGGACAUAAAUGACGUUGUCAGUAACAUCGGCACCCUCUUCUCCGAACUCCAACUCCAGCUCAAUACCCUCCUUUCUCUCUCGCCUAACGACCUCGCCCCGACGUGCAUAUCCCAAAGCAUAGCUGGCGCAGUUAUCACCGUCCCUUCGCCACUAAGCAACAGCCCCGCUCACGGUAUAAACGGCCUAAACAAGCGAAACCCGCGCUUGCAAACCUUUGCCAGCACCAUUGUCACCGAUGUGCGGCAGAACUGGGUGGUAUUGGCGGACCGUGUGAUGGUCAAAAUGGCGCUGUCGUCAAGGGGGAUGUUGACGCCAGGGAGUAUGCCAAUGUCGAGCCAGGUCGGUUUGAAUGGAGGCGGUGGAGGUGAUCAUGGUGCAGCCUCGCUGAGGGGAGUGAAGUAUGAAGGGUGGGAGAUAAGGGGGCUGUUGGAAAAGCUGAGGACCGCUGUGGGAGAGUGGCGGUUGGGUGGAAUACAGGAACGGGAACAAGAGUUGGGGAAGAGGAAGGGCUUGAGCGGGCGAGCGAGGAGAGAGGUGGUGCAGGAUGAGUUGUUGUUUUAG